This is a messenger RNA of Pyricularia grisea, 2913 nucleotides long. RefSeq lists its product as uncharacterized. The transcript has 4 exons. Gene Ontology annotation, cellular component: mitochondrion. Lineage: Eukaryota; Fungi; Ascomycota; Sordariomycetes; Magnaporthales; Pyriculariaceae. The record is from RefSeq and is a predicted model, not a curated record. Gene Ontology annotation, molecular function: ketol-acid reductoisomerase activity. The coding region runs from base 373 to 1575 and encodes 400 amino acids. Gene Ontology annotation, biological process: L-valine biosynthetic process.
CCACAAACCAUAUCCAGGCGCCGUCUAUAACGCUGACCCAAGACGCUUCUCCGGUUUGCACCUACCUAGAGCUGCUGCUGGCUCUUGGCAGAUCAAAGCGGGGGCAUCUGGGUCUGGGGCUCCGUUAUGCGGGCAGUCCCCACUGGAGCUACCCUGCUUUUCAAAACGGUCCGAUAUCGCUGACCCAGGAAAAUUUUGUACCCACAAUGCCUAAGUCGGAGCUGAUCCCUUAUGUUGAGUUUUGUUGAAGCUCGCUCCUAAAAUCAUCUCCGUUCGACUUUCCAUUGUCGGUGAACACGGAUUCCCUCUCUCUCCAUCUUCACUCAAUCUUGUUUUUCUUGGUCCCUUAUUCUUCCUCGUCACACCAAAAUCAUGUCUGCUCGUGGUUUCUCAAAGGCUUUGAGGCCAAUGGCCCGCCAAUUGGCCACUCCGGCCGUUCAGAGGCGUACCUUCGUCGCUGCUUCUAGCAUGGUGCGGGCCACCAGGAAAGUCGCCGUCGCACCCGCUCAGCAGCAGAUCCGUGGUGUCAAGACCAUGGACUUUGCUGGCCACAAAGAGCAGGUCUGGGAGCGUGCCGACUGGCCCAAGGAGAAGCUGCUGGAGUACUUCAAGGACGACACUCUUGCCCUCAUCGGCUAUGGCUCGCAGGGUCACGGUCAGGGUCUUAACCUCCGCGACAACGGCCUCAACGUCAUCAUCGGUGUGCGCAAGAACGGCAAGUCGUGGAAGGACGCCGUCCAGGACGGCUGGGUUCCCGGCAAGAACCUCUUCGAGGUCGACGAGGCCAUCUCGCGCGGUACCGUCAUCAUGAACCUUCUGAGCGACGCUGCCCAGAGCGAGACGUGGCCUGCUCUCAAGCCCCAGAUCACCAAGGGAAAGACUCUGUACUUUUCGCACGGUUUCUCUCCCGUCUUCAAGGACCUCACCAAGGUUGAGGUUCCCACCGAUGUCGACGUCAUCCUCUGUGCCCCCAAGGGCUCCGGCCGCACUGUCCGCUCGCUCUUCCGCGAGGGCCGUGGCAUCAACUCUUCUUUCGCCGUCUACCAGGACGUGACUGGCAAGGCUGAGGAGAAGGCCAUCGCUCUGGGUGUUGCCAUUGGCAGUGGUUACCUUUACAAGACCACCUUCGAGAAGGAGGUCUACUCUGACCUGUACGGUGAGCGUGGUUGCCUGAUGGGUGGUAUCCACGGUAUGUUCCUUGCCCAGUACGAGGUUCUACGUGAGCGUGGCCACAGCCCCUCGGAGGCUUUCAACGAGACCGUUGAGGAGGCUACCCAGUCGCUCUACCCCCUGAUCGGUGCCAACGGCAUGGACUGGAUGUACGAGGCCUGCUCGACCACUGCCCGUCGUGGUGCCAUCGACUGGAGCCCCCGCUUCAAGGACGCCCUCAAGCCCGUCUUCAACCAGCUUUACGACUCGGUCAAGGACGGCUCCGAGACUAAGCGCUCGCUCGAGUACAACAGCCAGCCCGACUACCGCGAGAAGUACGAGGCCGAGAUGGAGGAGAUCCGCAACCUUGAGAUCUGGAGGGCGGGUAAGGCUGUUCGCAGCCUCCGUCCCGAGAACCAGAAGUAAACUGUAUUUUUCUCAAGUUCCGGUCAAAUACGAGCAGAUCUCUACAGACUGCUGGUAGGUGAUCAAUGUGUUUGAAAAAUAAUCUGGAGUCAUCGCUACAUUUCUUGGAAUAUCGCGGGGUUCUGUGUCCAAAAAGCUGGCGGUGUUUCAAUCGGGUUUGCUUUUAAUGUUUAUCAGAUUUCAUAUUUGUCUGGGAUUACAUCAGUCUACUAUACCUCGCCAGUUUAAAUUGGUAUCCAUUUUUUUUCGUCUUUUAUACCUGCUCGGUCAUCUGUCCCCAUACUACUGUGCCACUAUUGAUUCUUUUUCUCCAUGACGCCUUUGCAGUUGUUGGUCGAGCUCAACAAAACCUCCAUCUUGGCCACCGCCAAGGGGGAUCCAAACGUCGACCCAUCGCCGGGCAUCCUCGUAGCGCUCUUCCGACGCGAUCCAUUCCUCCUCGCCCGCCCGCUCAAUAUAAACGGUACGCAGGCCGCAUGCUUUCGCUCCCUUGAGGUCGACCAAGUGGGCAGCCACCAUGGCAACCUCAUCCGGCUGCAGACCCAAGCCCUCGACAGCUCCCAAGUAUGUCCUCGGGUUAGGCUUGUAGGCACCAAAGUCUUCAGCAGAGAAGAGACGGUUGAAACCGAGGCCGUCGCGGUAGGUGUUUAAGUCCUGCAGCAGGGACUGGUUGCCGUUGGACAGGGCAGCCGUGACCAAACCCCGGCUCGCCAACCGCGCGAGCCCUAAGCGGGUGUCGGGCCAGGGCUCCAGCCUGUGCCACGCGCGGCUCAGCUCCAGCAACUCGUCGUCAGUGAACAGGCCGGCCAGACCUCGCUCCUCAAGCAGGCGCUCGAGGCUCUGGCGGUGGUGCGUGUCGAUGUCCUUCCACGGUGUGAUUCCGGGCUCGAAGCCACGCGUGAAGCGGCCGUAGCUCCGCCUCCAAGCGGCGGCAAAGGCGCAAGGCCAGUCUGGCAGCAGGUCCGGCGUCGGAAAGCUCGAGGGCGACGCCGACGCCGCGAUCAUAUCGAUGCUGCUGUCCCUUCCGCCGCCGCCCGCGGUCUGGAGGUUCCUGGCGCGCGCCUGGAGCUCUGCGGGAAGCGUGGCGAAACCUGCUGAGUCGAUCUUGGCGUCGAGUGCGGACGUCAGCGCCGAUUCGAUCGAGGUUCGCCAGUUCACAGUCGUGCCGAAGACGUCAAACGUCAACGCCUUGAUCUUGUGCAGGGAUAAUGGGGUUGAGGCUCUGGGGAGGGCAUGGCCUUCGGACAUUGUUUUUUUUUUUUUUUUUUUUUUUAUAAGAGGGUGGUUUCUUCUUAUCUCUUUUUCUUUUCUUGUCUUUCACAUCUAUUUUCGAGUGAA